Molecule: messenger RNA, 4442 nt
Organism: Myxocyprinus asiaticus (Chinese sucker)
Lineage: Eukaryota; Metazoa; Chordata; Actinopteri; Cypriniformes; Catostomidae
Product: terminal nucleotidyltransferase 4B-like
Exons: 12
Coding region: 301-2229 (642 amino acids)
Biological process (GO): RNA 3'-end processing
Cellular component (GO): nucleolus; TRAMP complex
Molecular function (GO): poly(A) RNA polymerase activity; mRNA binding
Source: RefSeq, a predicted model, not a curated record
GAGACACACGAUCUGCGAAACGGGUCAGAGGCACUGGCACAGACGACAGGAACGUUUUUACAUUCCGUGAGCCCUCAAGUUUGACGGUUGCUUUUUAUUUUAACAGAACAUCUUUUUUACGUACUGUUUUCUUUGCUGACACCGCUGUUUGUCUGUCGCGAGAGGCGUCGAUGGACCCGCACAGUCUCGUGCGGAUAUUUUAGUAGCCGUACAGGGCGAACAGAGCGCGUGUGUCCCUCAGCUCAAACCGAGCCUGGCUCUGUUCUCGGGGCCAGCGUGCCUGCAGCAGCUCCGCGUUUGAUGGAUCCAAGAAUCGCCUGGUUUCAGCCAGAACAGCGCGGACCCGCCAACAACCUGUGGAUGCACAUCUGGGAAACGACACAGACGCUGGGAAACCUCUACUUUAACAACAACUGCAACACAGCCAACGCCAAACUGACAAACAGCAGCAGCGAGCCCAAGGACCAUCAGGGGAUGUCUGGAUCCAAACCCGACACUGAGGUCGCCGAACAGCACGACUUCAUCCCGCUCGAGACCCUUAACAACAAUAACAGCAGCCGGGUGGGCAAGGGUCUUGGCGGAGGCGGGCAACUGGGUGUCACUGGGGUCGCAGGAGUAGGCAGAGGGUACCCACACAAGAGGAAAAGAGACAACAAGGCGAGUACCUACGGCUUUAACAGGAGUCUGCUGCCAACAGCGGGCUCACAGGAGAUCUUUACGGGCACGCCGUGGAAGAGCAGAAACUACUCCGAUGGCAUCGUAGGGCUGCAUGAGGAGAUAAAGGACUUUUAUGAGUAUAUUUCUCCUCGUCCAGAGGAGGAGCGCAUGAGGCUGGAGGUGGUGGCCAGGAUCCAGAGAGUCAUCAAGGACCUGUGGCCCAAUGCUGAGGUUCAAGUGUUUGGCAGCUUCAGCACAGGCUUGUAUUUACCUACAAGUGAUAUAGACUUGGUGGUUUUUGGUAACUGGGAGACUUUGCCUCUCUGGACUUUGGAAGAGGCACUACGCAAGAGACAAGUCGCAGAUGAGAACACUGUCAAAGUCCUGGACAAAGCAACGGUCCCUAUUAUCAAACUGACAGACUUGCACACAGAGGUCAAAGUGGACAUCAGCUUUAAUGUACAAAGUGGUGUGAAAGCUGCAAACCUCAUCAAAGAAUUCAAACAGCAAUUCCCCGUGUUACCAUACCUGGUGCUGGUUUUGAAACAGUUUUUACUGCAGAGAGAGCUGAAUGAAGUUUUCACCGGAGGAAUCGGAUCAUACAGUUUAUUCCUCAUGGCUGUCAGCUUCUUACAGAUGCACUACCGAGAGGAUGUGUGUAGUCCAAACUCAAACCUGGGUGUGCUGCUGAUUGAGUUUUUUGAGCUGUAUGGUCGGCAUUUUAACUACCUGAAGACGGGGAUCAGGAUCAAAGACGGUGGCUCAUAUGUGGCCAAAGAUGAAGUGCAGAAAGGCAUGCUGGAUGGGUACAGACCCUCUAUGCUUUACAUUGAGGAUCCUUUGCAGCCAGGUAAUGAUGUCGGGCGAAGUUCGUAUGGGGCGAUGCAGGUGAAAGACGCUUUUGAUUAUGCUUACGUUGUCUUAAGUCAUGCUGUAUCCCCUAUCGCCAAGUACUAUCCUAACAACAAGUCAGAGAGCAUUCUUGGUAGAAUAAUACGUGUCACUCAGGAAGUAGCAGAGUACCGUGACUGGAUCAGUGAACACUGGGGUCAGCAGAGCAAUAGUGAGCCUGUCCUCUACUGUAAUGGAAAUGAUGUUACACUCACAUCACUUGAGCCUAAGGAACUUGAUGAGUGUAAUAAUAACCUUUCAGAAGAGGUUGUGAUGCUUCCUCCAGUUCCCCGGAGCAAAGUGUCAUCUAACUCCUCCUCUCCUCCCCCAUCUUCACCUUCAUCACCAUCAUCAUCCCAAUCCUCAAUGGCUUCUAGUUCAAGUGAUGCAGACUCUGAUGGAACACCCUAUAAGACGGUGAAAGCGAUGGGUGGGCGGAGCUCCAGCUCUUACAUUGAGAAUACUGAGAGGAAUCUGUCCAAUCACAGAUCACAGAAUCAUUCACCAACAAUGCCCAUCCUGACUAAUAAGGGCAGUAAGAGUCGACAGCGUGCAAAGAAAAGUACUCAAGCACCACAGAACAACCCCAGCAAGAUCCAGCAAAACAGCAAGCCUCAUCACAAAGCCCAUACAAAGAGGAAACCUCAGCGUGAGGUAGCGCACGAGGACCAAUGUAGAUAGGGAAAGCUGUUCUUGCAGUCUCACACCUGCUCUUACCAUCUUUGACCACAGAUGGGUGCUGAUGGCAUCAUUUAUCUCUCCGGUCCCCAUUGUUCAAGGGAAGUGUGUGACUUUGUAGCUGGAAAAGGAAAAGAACAAAACAAAACAAAAAAAGAAUUCAAAUGGGGUGUAGACCACAUGUGGCAGAGUUUAGGCCUGUACUCCACUGGCUUCUGCACAGCUUCUGCUCACUGCUCAUGGGGGGGGGGGAGGGGGGGGCUGCACUGCUGUGCUGAAGGGCUCCCCCUGGUGAUGUGGAGGACUAGAGAAUGUAGGAGAGAGAAUUUAACUUGAGUAAUACCUGAAGCCCUGAACUUUUGCCUCACUGAGGAAAACUGACAUUACAGAUGACUCGAAUUAUAAAAAAAAGUUAUAUUAAAAGUACAAAGAUUUUAAAAUGUCUAAAAACAUGAAAAUGUAAUUAGUACCACAGAAAUUAUGCGUUUUUUUUUUUUUUUUUUUUUUUUUUUUGAAGAGUGGUUCUUUUUGACAUGUAUGGAUUAUAAAAAUAUUUGUACAAGAAAAGAAAAAAAACUAAAGCAAAAAAAAAAAAAAAAAAUAUGAUCAAACAUGAAAAAGGUUUCAUAAGACUUUUAUAGCAUUGUACAACUUUUGCCAUGCUAUAGAUGUACACACAUUAACACUGCAUCUCCUCAGAGUAAUGUACAGGUUUGGGUUCAAUUGCCAACACUUACCAUGAGCCUUUGUUAUUAUAUUGUUUUUGUGUAAUAUUGUGGAUGGGCAGUGGAGGUGUUUGAAAGAGAGGCAGACUGUUAGCAGUAGACUGCGCAUGCAGGUGUCAUGUAAACACACAGUUGUGUGUAUUGGAGUGCAAGUAAUAUAUGUGUGAGCGAUUGUGCUUGCAUGAGUUUUGCUGUCUGUCAAAGAGAGGGGAAAAAGUGUAGAACUUUGAAGAACACUAUUAACCUUACCAUGUUUAAAAGAUUACAGCUGUGGUUUUCAGUCUGCUGCUCUGAAUGAUCUGCCCAUCACAAAAUAGUUUGUGUUUAUUAACGUAUUUAUUUUUAUCAGUGACAAAAAAAAACAAUGACAGUGGAUUUCUAUAUGCAAACAGUAGUGGCCGGAUAUGUUUUAUGUCCUGUCUUAAGGCUAGGGGGCAUAACAUGAUUGUUGCUUGUCAUGUAUGGUCAUAUUUAAUUUUUUUUUUUUUUUUUUUUUUUUUUGUCAGGUACCCUUUUUUGAUAACUGUUGAGUGACCAAGGUUAUUUCUAAAAUUUGAAAGUUAAUUUAAACAGUGAUAUAGAAAAGUGGGUUAAACAUUUUAAUUUAUGGCUAGUCUACUGAAAGAGAGAUGGGGUACAUUUUCUUGUGUGUUUGAUUUCAUUUUUUUUUUUUUUUCAUUCCACAGCUAGUUGAGGUAUUUCUAAAAAUGCCUAUUCUCUAUUAUGGCAGUUCAUCAGAUAAACAGUAGGUGUUGGUGUAAUCAUACACUUAUUCCCCUUUGACACUUUUCUUAUGUUCUUUUAUUUUCCUUUUAUUCAAUUCUUUAAUAGUAGAGAAGAUAAUCUUUGAGGUAAUAUUUGUUACUCCCCCUGUAUUAUAGAGUUUAUACACCGAUAAGCCACAACAUUAAAACCACCUGCCUAAUAUUGUGUAGGUCCCCCUCGUGCCACCAAAACAGCGCCAACCCGCAUCUCAGGAUAGCAUUCUGAGAUGAUAUUUUCUCACCACAAUUGCACAGAGCGGUUAUCUGAGUUACUGUAGACUUUGUCAGUUCAAACCAGUCUGGCCAUUCUCUGUUGACCUCUCUCAUCAACAAGGCAUUUCCAUCUGCAGAACUGCCGGUCACUGGAUGUUUUUUGUUUUUGGCACCAUUCGGAGUAAAUUCUAGAGACUGUUGUGCGUGAAAAUCCCAGGAGAUCAGCAGUUACAGAAAUACUCAAACCAGCCCGUCUGGCACCAACAAUCAUACCACGGUCGAAAUCACUGAGAUCAAAUUUCUUUCCCCAUUCUGAUGGUUUAUGUGAAUAUUAACUGAAGCUUCUGACCUGUAUCUGCAUGAUUUUAUGCACUGCACUGCUGCCACACGAUUGGCUGAUUAGAUAAUCUCAUGGCAUGAUUAUUGGUGCCAAAUGGGCUGGUUUGAGUAUUUCUGUAACUGCUGAUCUCCUGGGAUUUUCACACACAACAGUCUCUAGAAUUUACUCCGAAGG